UCUAAUAACUCGUAGUGUAUUAAUAUUUCACGCAUUAUUCGUCCUACAAUAUUAAUACGAAGAGACUAAAAGAAUUAGUACAAUACAUAUGUAUAACACGGAAUAUUAUACAUAAUAUUGGAAAGAGUGUAUAUAAUGUGGUAUGGCAAUAGGUUUUUGCUGCUCGAUUCGUCGCCGGCAUCAGUCUGUUUUUGUUUUGAUUUUAGCGGUUAUUCAAGCGCUCGAAGCGAUGUUAGCCGCGUGACGUCACAUUACUUGAAAGUCUCGGAAUCAAUGGACGCGUGCAAGAUCGCUCCGCGUUUUCGUACAUUUUUUCGCGACGAAUGUGAAUUUUACGCGUGUGCGAGCAGUAGAUAUAUCGAAUGAAAGGACGAGUGAGUGCCGGAUGAAUAGAUUUUCGAAUUGAUCGAGGUUUAUUGACGAUUUAUUACGGCUCGACGACUUCUCGCGAUUCGCGAAGUUGCCGCUGAUUAUUUCGCCGUGUCGUAUGUCGGGAAAGGACGGGUAAUCAUUUUCAUAUUGUAAUCAUUCUCACUUUGACGAAUUGUGCGUGUAAUAUGUGCCGAUUAAUUAGUGCGUACGAUCAUAAAUCGCGAUUUUUCUCCGAUCGAUUCUAUUCCUGCGCGAGUGAAUAUCCCGAAAGAGAAAUCCCAGCCAGCAAAAUUGCAAUGACUGCAUACAUUGACUGGUGUGUACUUUCAAGAUGGGUUCGUGCAAUUUCAAUCGAAUAAAAACUCGUAGAGCAGCGGUGGCCGUCAGCCAGCUCUUUUCGCGAAGAAAACAACUUCGGUCGUUGGGGAGAGAAGAGAUGCGAAAUAUCCCACAGCGCGGCAAAACAAGUGCAUUAUUGGCUUUUCUUUCUCCGAAACUCUCUCAAUGGAUACACUUUGAAGUUGGAGAUUGGAAGGACUCAGUACCCAGAAGAUUUAUCCUAAAGGAGAAGCCAAGUAUCUAAACGCGUUUAACGGUUUUUUAAGCCCUAUAUAAGAUCCGUUUCAUUGUUAUCUUUUUUCGGAAUUGCUGUGUAAAGUGUCGCGUAAAAUAUAAGAAUGUCGUUUUAAGUAUCUCAUUUCCAAGUGGAUACCAUCUAAAAAGUUUUGCGUUUAAAUGCGGAAGUGCCAUUUUUCGCGCGUGUGAGUUAACAGACUGAUGAUCCUGGCGAACCUGAUGAUUUUGAUAAUCUGAGAGAGGAGGAGCAGACCUAGAAGAUCAACGUAGCUUCUCAAUGUAAUCAACUCUGCGCUGUUAUGAAUCGGCUUCGGCAUUGUAUUAUUCUCGGAGCAAAACGUACUUGUAGCGAUCGUUGAUCGAGAUCGCGACGUGAAAAGAGGGGAGAAGAGGGGAUAAGAAAAAAUGUGACGUAACGCGUAUAAGUCCGCCGCGGGGGAGAAGUGGUAAACUUCAUGAGAGCGUGCGAUGCACAUACGCGUCAUACGCGCGCCAAGCAACACACGGGCCUUUUCAAGAUCGUCGUCUUCCAUUUAUUUCUUACAAUCUCAUCAGUCGGUGAACGUGGUUCGUAAAUAGCAAUCGAUUGUACAUCAAGAUUAUUUCAACGACGGACGUAGCUGCUGAAAUUUAUAAAACGACAACGACGUCUAACAUCGUGAGGAAACAUGCCAUUUUUUAAGAAGCUCCGUAGAUUCUCCCGCCAUAAAAAAUUAUGCGAGGAAUGGGCGUUGGCGAACAGUCGUGAAUGCGUAGAGGGUGGCGGUUCGGCGGGCACGACGCACGGGGAGGAAUCCGAGGAUACGUCCGAGGCGAGGUUCACCCUCAAAUAUUUGGGCAGCACCCUCGUCGAGACACCCUCGAGUGAGGAGGCCACAGCGGAAGCCAUCAAGACCGUCAUUACCAUGGCGAAAGCAAGCGGAAAAAAACUGCAAAGGGUCUCUUUGGCUGUGAGUUUGAGAGGAAUUAGAAUGACGGACUUGGCCACCGAAGAGGAUCAGCUUCAAGUAUCGAUAUAUAGGAUCUCGUACUGCUCGGCGGAUGCGACGCACGAUCAUGUUUUCGCGUUCAUUGCGACGAAUCUAAACGAGACGAUGGAGUGUCACGCGUUUCUCUGCCCCAAGAGAAAAAUGGCGCAGACAGUGACACUGACUGUGGCACAAGCUUUCAAGACGGCUUAUCAGGCGUGGCAGUUGUCGCAGUCCGAUCCGAGGAUCCAUCACGCGCAAGAUAAGAGUCCUCCUUUGACAGGCGACAAGACUGAUAACAAUGAGAAAAAGAACGCCAGUGAGACAAAAACCACCACCGGCAAAAUUAACGAGCAAAAUAAGCAAAACAGUCAACAACGAUGUAAUGAAAGCCAGAAGAAUUUACUAAUUGAUCUGUCGAACGAUCCUAAACCGGCAGGAAAUUCAUGGGUGUGCUUCGAGGAAGAGUCGGAUGCGAAGAAAAGCCAGAAGAAGAGCGCGACGAUCAAUAACAGUAUCCCUAUGACCACACUUAGGCAUCAUACAACGGCGUCCACCCCGGCUCAUCAUGUGGUGCCCCGACCAAGCGCCGGUUUCAAAGUACAGAACGCCUGGGGCGAAUCUAGAUCGGUCGAUCUCAUGUGCUCGUAGCAGGCAGGAUAGCCGGCGGCCGACAGCUUCAGGGACGUGCCAUUGAUCACAGGCCUCUGGAAGCAUCUUUCGAACAACGGCCAAGCCAAAAAGUCCAACGGCAGUCGUUAGAUCCUCCAACCGAA
Molecule: messenger RNA, 2692 nt
Organism: Camponotus floridanus (Florida carpenter ant)
Lineage: Eukaryota; Metazoa; Arthropoda; Insecta; Hymenoptera; Formicidae
Product: low density lipoprotein receptor adapter protein 1
Exons: 10
Coding region: 1617-2567 (316 amino acids)
Source: RefSeq, a predicted model, not a curated record